Vicia villosa (hairy vetch) is the source of this 2196-nucleotide messenger RNA. RefSeq lists its product as uncharacterized. The coding region runs from base 1 to 2196 and encodes 731 amino acids. Gene Ontology annotation, biological process: proteolysis. The record is from RefSeq and is a predicted model, not a curated record. Gene Ontology annotation, molecular function: aspartic-type endopeptidase activity. The transcript has 6 exons. NCBI's taxonomy places the organism in Eukaryota, Viridiplantae, Streptophyta, Magnoliopsida, Fabales, Fabaceae.
AUGGCUGAGAUGAUAGCUCAAUUGACAGAGCAGAUGAAUGCGCAGAUGGCGCAGUUUAUGGAAGCAUUGACUAAUGUGACCAAGGGGCAGGAUGACUUGCGAGUUCUCGUCGAGAAUUCCAGAAGGGUUGAGAAUGGAGGACAUUCGAGGCUGUUUGACGAUGUAUCGAGGCAUAGUGCGGAUGGUGUACCUGAGGAAGCUGAGAGGUAUCGUCUGAUUGAAGAACGUCUCAGAGCUGUCGAAGGCAAAGGGGUGUUAGGCAUGGAUAUCAAUGACUUGGGGCUGGUUCCUGGUGUGAGGGUUCCACCGAAAUUCAAAGUGCCAUCUUUUGACAAAUACAAUGGGGCGACUUGUCCUAUGACUCAUGUCAAGGCUUACUAUCGCAAGAUGUCAGUAUACUCAGAGGAUGAGGGUUUUCUAAUGCAUUUCUUCCAGGAUAGCUUGGCUGGGGCUUCCUUGGAGUGGUAUGUUCAACUCGAACGCACUCAUAUUCAUUCUUGGAGAGAUCUUGUGGAGGCUUUCAUUAAGCACUAUCAGUACAAUGUUGACAUGGCGCCCAAUAGAACUCAGUUGCAGAGUUUGGUUCAAGGAUCUAAAGAAUCUUUCAAGGAGUACGCUCAGAAAUGGCGUGAGUUAGCCGCAAGAGUUCAGCCACCGAUGACUGAACGUGAGAUGAUUGACAUGUUCACCAGUACUUUGUCUGGACACUAUUACUUGGCCUGUAGUGCUUCAACCAACUUUUCUGAAAUGUUGGGAGCUUCUUCUAAUACUCCUAGUGGUAAGAAACAAGCUGAGAGUUAUGCUCGAAGGAAAGAAGGAAAUGCGGAUGCCAUAUAUGGAAGGAGGGGUUCAGGGAGAAGCAAUUCACAGAUUAAUGCUGUCAUGAUCCCAGUACCACAACAACAACAACACCAAGGACAACGUUCCAGUAAUGAUCGUUAUCCUCCCAGGACUAGACCUCACAGAAAGAUUGAUCCGAUUCCUAUGACUUAUGCUCAAGUGUUGCAACAUUUGCUCAAUAUUGAGAAGAUUACUUUGAGAGAUGCUCCGAAUGCUCCAGACACACAAUCUCCGAAUUACAAUGCAAAUGCACGAUGUGCUUUCCAUUCGGGAGCUGCUGGGCAUGAUACCGAGAGGUGUAUUGCGUUGAAGAAUAAAGUCCAGGACUUGUUGGAUCAAAAGAUAAUUCAGUUUACUCCUACACCCAAUAUUGUCAAUAAUCCGAUGCCUGCUCACGGAGGUUCGGGUGUAAACGCCAUUGAGAGUGAAGAGAUAAGUGUUGUAUCUGAUGUGAGCUGUUUGACCUUCCCUCUUGUAUCUGUGAAGCAACAUCUGAUUAAUAGCGGCAUCUUCCCAGGCUGUGGUGUUGAUUGUGAGAAGUGCAAAAGUCAACCCGAAGGUUGUGAUGACUUGAAAGGUAUGGUACAAAAGCUGAUUGAUGAGGGUCCUCUUCAGUUCUAUCGAAGAUUGAGAAAUGCGAAGAGAAAUGAUGGUGAAGUGUCUGUGAUCUCAAUUCCUUAUGAGCCGGUUGCUCCAAUAUGUAUCCAAGUGCCUAUUCAGAUGCCUUUCAGUAUCCCGUAUGAGGAACAACCAGCAGCUUUGAUGAUUGCUGUACCAGGGCCUAUUCCAUAUGAGAGUGAGAAGGCCAUCCCUUGGCAUUAUGGUUCAGAUGUAUAUUACUAUGGCACGAAGGAGGAAAGAGAGCCAUCUAAAGAGAAGUUUGUUGAGGCCUCAGUUGCAAACACUGAUAAUUUUGCCGGUACUGGUAGAAUUACUCGCAGUGGUAGGGUGUUCUCCCCUCAGCUUGUUCAGAACAAUGCAGAUGCUUCGGCCAAGGCCAAAGGGAAGCAAGUAGUGACUGAUGUCCAGAAUCCUCCAACUCAGAACGGGGCACCUGAUAGUGCUGUGUCUUCCAAGGAUGGGACGACCUUGUCCCGCGUUCUGGUUGAUACUGGGUCUUCUUUAAAUGUGCUGCCUAAAUCAGCUCUCAUGCGAAUUGACUAUGCUGGUGUUGAGUUAAGGCCUAAGAUCGAAGGUGAAAUACAUGAGACUCCGUUUCAAGCGUUUGAAGCUGUGAACGCUGUGAGAACUCCUCCUUAUGAAAUAACAAAGCCAGAAACGAUUAUGUCCUCUUUGAAAGAUGCUCAAGUUGUUGCUGAGACUGGAAGAGUGGAAGGCUGGGGGCAAAUAUUGUAG